GCAUGCUUAAAUUCCGGGAUCACGACUGUCCUUGGGAUUUAGUAGAUGACGGGUGCCCAUGGCCGGGGCUGCAUGUGGCGGCCAUCUUGAAGUCCUAAAGUGGGCGAGCAGGAAUGGAUGUCCAUGGGACGAGCGGACUCGUACGGGGGCAGCAAAAGGCGGGCAUAUUCAAGUUUUGCAGUGGGCAAGAGAGAAUAGGUGCGCGUGGGACAGCGACACUUGCGCGGGGGCUCCCUGGGGACAGCACCUUGAUAUUUUGCGCUGGGCAAGAACGAACGGCUGUCCGUGGGAUAAACGGGCUUGCUCGAUUGCGGCCAAACGCGGGAACCCUCUCAACAGUCUGCAAUGGCUGCGUAGAAACGGUUGUCCUUGGGAUAGUGACACUGCACGCAGGCAGCCGCGGGUGGGCACCUUGGAUUUUUGACUUGGGCCCUAGCCGAUGAUUGCGCAUGGGACUGGCGCCUUUCCCACGCGACAGAUGCCAACGGUUUUGGUUACAUUCGUCACUGGGUGGAGAGUCACGUUUGGGGGGCACUCGCAAGCCACCAUUCAGCUCGAUAUCGACUUGUGAAGCUAAAUAGGCGAAGUGUGUCGAAUGCGUUAGAUAGACACAACGCGGGGCACUCGCACGUUCAGCUCGACAUCAACUUGUGAAGUGUGUCGAAUGCAUUAGAUAGACAGAACGUUGCCACCGUUCAGCUCGAC
Molecule: messenger RNA, 705 nt
Organism: Ectocarpus siliculosus
Lineage: Eukaryota; Phaeophyceae; Ectocarpales; Ectocarpaceae
Source: the annotation of a GenBank genome assembly